GCCGCCAGGAGCGAGCGGACGGUUACGGAGUUUUUAAUGUCCGCCAUGUUGGCCAUGGCGUACUGAGCCGGGGAGAGAGAGAGCGGAGCAACGGGAAAAAACACAUCGAGAGGGAGCGACCGAGAUCCGGGCCUUCCCGGCGUCGUCCUGGAGAGCACCACGGACGCAUCAAUGAAAACUAAAACUGGAGCGGCUGCGCUUUUUAUGGGAUCGCGUAGAUUUAUGCUGCGUCUUUAAUCAUAAGAAUGAGUAAACUGUCGUUUCGGGCGCGGGCGCUGGACGCCGCCAAGCCUCUACCCGUCUUCCGCUGCGAGGAUUUACCCGACCUGCACGAAUAUGCCUCCAUCAAUCGGGCAGUACCGCAAAUGCCGACCGGGAUGGAGAAGGAAGAGGAAUCGGAACACCACCUCCAGAGGGCCAUAUCAGCCCAGCAGGUGUACGGGGAGAAGCGGGACAACAUGGUGAUCCCCGUACCACAGGCAGAGAGCAACAUCGCCUAUUACGAGACGCUCUACCCUGGGGAGUUCCGGAUGCCCAAGCAGCUCAUUCACCUACAGCCGUUCAGUCUGGACACAGAGCAACCAGACUAUGACUUGGAUUCGGAAGAUGACGUGUUUCUGAACAAGCUGAAGAAGAAGAUGGAGAUCACUCCUCUGCAGUUCGAGGAGAUGGUAGACCGUCUGGAAAAGGGUAGUGGACAGCAGCUGGUGACCCUGCAAGAGGCCAAGCUGCUGCUGAAGGAAGAUGACGAGCUCAUCCGCGAGGUGUUUGAGUACUGGACGCGCAAGCGGAGGCCCUCCGAGAGCAUCUCCCUCCUCUCCGGCAUCAAGCAGGAGAAGCGUGAUGGUUCCAGCACCAAUGAUCCCUAUGUGGCCUUCCGCCGGAGGACGGAGAAGAUGCAGACACGCAAGAACCGCAAAAACGACGAGGCAUCGUACGAGAAGAUGCUGAAGCUGCGCCGGGAUUUGAGCCGGGCCGUCACCAUCCUGGAGAUGAUCAAGCGCAGGGAGAAGAGCAAGCGGGAGCUUCUGCACCUCACGCUGGAGAUCGUGGAGAAGAGGUACAGCAUGGCCGACUUCGGCGGCGAGGUCAUGGCAGAGGUGCUGGCCCAGAGGGCCCUGGUGAAACCUACAUACCCCAUUCCCAUCAUUCCACUGUCCAGCAGCAACCAGCACAGGCACCAGGAUCACAUGGAGAUGAAGGAGUACAAAGCUAAGCCUGAGAAGACAGAAGUCGUCAGGACGAAACGGAAAUAUGAGAAGAAGCCCAAAGUCUUACCACUGUCGGCUUCUGUGCCGCAGCAGACAAGUCCGUCCGUGUUCAGUGUGAAGGACCUGAACCAGUACGAUUUUCCCAGCUCAGACGACGAGCCCUUCUCCCAGCAGCAGAUUCAAUCAGGUUCCUCCGAUGCCGAGGAGGAGAAUGACCCAGACGGGCCCUUCGCUUUCCGGAGGAGGGCUGGCUGUCAGUACUACGCUCCUCGGGAAGCCCAGGGUGCCAGCGGCUGGCCGUGGUGCAGCCCUUCCGAAGGAGGUCUGGGUGAUGUGCUCUACAGAUACUGCCUCACCUCUUUGUCGGUGCCCAGGCGCUGCGUGGGCUUGGCACGGCGGCGAAUCGGCCGGGGGGGCAGGGUGUUAUUGGACAGGGCGCAUACGGACUUUGACGAUUCGAUCGACGGGCCAGAUCCAGAGCAGCUGGUCCCCUUGCCCCGCAGCUUGGCUGAUGACCCCACCGGUACCUCAGACACAAAUACCUCCGACAGAGGCCCUUCUCAUGACCUCAACCGCAUCCUGUCCAACAUCAAAGCGUCCCGCUGGAGACACUUCCGGCCCCGGACGCCGCCACCACAAAAUGCACAUGGAGGGGAGGCCCAGUCCCAUCGCCCAUGCCAGGGAUUGAGCCGGCUGUCUGCGGCACAAUCCGGAACCUUGGCAGGGGGACCUCCCUCCCAAAACAGGAGGGGUGGGAGCACUGCGGCAUUCCCUGCUGUCACAGCUGAGCAGUACCAGCAGCACCAAGAGCAGCUGGCCCUCAUGCAGAAACAGCAGCUGGCGCAGACACAGCUGCAGCUCAGCAGCAGCACGCAGGGUUUGGUGUCGAAGACACUGGACUCUGUCAGCGCCCAGUUUGCUGCCUCCGCUUUGGUGACAAAAGAGCAGCUGAUCAGCUCCAAGCCCAAAGAGGAGGUGGUGCUCGGAGCCGGUGUGAAUGGUGUGGUUCAGGCCUCAGGUAGGUCCAUAUGCAGGUCCUGUAAGCCCAAAGAGGAGGUGGUGCUCGGAGCCGGUGUGAAUGGUGUGGUUCAGGCCUCAGGUAGGUCCAUAUGCAUGUCCUGUAAGCCCAAAGAGGAGGUGAUGCUUGGAGCCGGUGUGAAUGGUGUGGUUCAGGCCUCAGGUAGGUCCAUAUGCAGGUCCUGUAAGCCCAAAGAGGAGGUGAUGCUUGGAGCCGGUGUGAAUGGUGUGGUCCAGUCCUCAUUUAGGUCCAUAUGCAGGUCCUGUAAGCCCAAAGAGGAGGUGGUGCUUGGAGCCGGUGUCAAUGGUGUGGUUCAGGCCUCAUUUAGGUCCAUAUGCAGGUCCUGUAAGCCCAAAGAGGAGGUGGUGCUCGGAGCCGGUGUGAAUGGUGUGGUUCAGGCCUCAUUUAGGUCCAUAUGCAGGUCCUGUAAGCCCAAAGAGGAGGUGGUGCUUGGAGCCGGUGUGAAUGGUGUGGUUCAGGCCUCAUUUAGGUCCAUAUGCAUGUCCUGUAAGCCCAAAGAGGAGGUGGUGCUUGGAGCCAGUGUGAAUGGUGUGGUUCAGGCCUCAGGUAGGUCCAUAUGCAGGUCCUGUAAGCCCAAAGAGGAGGUGGUGCUCGGAGCCGGUGUGAAUGGUGUGGUUCAGGCCUCAUUUAGGUCCAUAUGCAGGUCCUGUAAACCCAAAUUUUUAUCACUGUCAGCUUUGAACCGAAAAGUGAAGAUGGCCCUCAUUCUGCUGCUGUUCCUGAUGGAGUCUCUCUUCUUCCCCCCAGGAGUGUACAAGGGCUUACAUCUCUCUAGCACUACGACAGUCCCGCCUCCCAUGAGCCAGCCAGUGGCAGCCGGCUCCACCUUCCCUCAGCCAGCCACGAACAGCAGCAGCAGCAGCAGCAGCAGCACUAAUGCUGUUGCCAUCUCUGCCAGCGAGCCUGCUCACCACACGCCCGCCGCCAACUCCACUACUCAGGUCCUGAUCGGGAACAGUAUGCGCUUGGGUUUGCCCCCUCCAGGGGGCGCCGUCGCCACCCUGAACACGCGGCAUCCACCCAGGACUAUAGGCGCGGUCCCGUCUGCCUUAAAGCUGGCCGCGCCCACGAACUGUCAGAUGCCCAAGGUCGCCGCCACCUCAUCCAUGGACAUGGUGCCAAGGGAAAACCAUGAGCAGGAGAAGGCAGCACUGAACAGUAUAGCGGACACCACGGUGGUCAUGGAGGUCACGUAGUGGCAGGUGGCCCUGCUCGCGGGGGCCCCCUCUAGGUGCUGUGCAUCGUAGCAUUCGGACCGUGGUGGCGUGCAGUGCAGCGUCUCCAUGGCGACCCCCGGGACUUAAUGGCAAUUCUCAUCUCUCAUGCUUUUAAUUUUUUUUUUGUUACUGUUAGGAGGAAAUCUGCGACUGUAAAUACGAAUAUGGUAAUUAUAUGUACAGUACUGCAUAUUUGUAAUAUCCCUUGUAUAUACGUUACUUGAAUACAGAACCGUUCAUUUGUGAUGUUUUGCACUUGGGAAAAAAAUAGAAAACUGGUGAGUGAGACGAGAGGGUUGUACAGAGAUAUGUCAUCACGUUGUGCAUGGUGAGCAACCUGCUGUUUUAUCUAUUUAUUGUGCUGUGUUUACAGGUUUUUCUUUUUGUUUUGAUUUUGUUUUUUUUUUGUACACUGUACCCUCAUUGGUUCCUGUGCUGUAGUGAAUGUUAGGUAGCUAUGGACUCCUGUAAUUUUGUAUAUCGUGAAUUUUGGCUCGGUCCCCCUUGGGCUCCUGAGGUUUCUGUGUAGUGUGGAUUCAGUGGUGAUGUAUGGAAUUGCCAGGGUGGGGGGG
Brienomyrus brachyistius is the source of this 4039-nucleotide messenger RNA. RefSeq names its product enhancer of polycomb homolog 1-like. Gene Ontology annotation, biological process: regulation of transcription by RNA polymerase II. The record is from RefSeq and is a predicted model, not a curated record. Lineage: Eukaryota; Metazoa; Chordata; Actinopteri; Osteoglossiformes; Mormyridae. The transcript is spliced from 13 exons. Gene Ontology annotation, cellular component: piccolo histone acetyltransferase complex. Bases 246 to 3446 code for a protein of 1066 amino acids.